Dermacentor andersoni is the source of this 1275-nucleotide messenger RNA. RefSeq lists its product as uncharacterized. Lineage: Eukaryota; Metazoa; Arthropoda; Arachnida; Ixodida; Ixodidae. The record is from RefSeq and is a predicted model, not a curated record.
ACUCUCUAAACGCUGCGAACGAGCGAGCGAACAUCGACGACAAAGAAGUGGACGCAAGUGGCUCGCGCGCCUCGCUGGCCGGGGUGGUGGACGGAACACUGCGCGACGUUUACUAGACGAAAGAAAGAAAGCUCCGCGCUGGGCCGUUUCCUCCCGCGACAUGAGCACGGACGACGACCGGCAGCGGUGCGCGCCGCCCUCCUAAGUCGGCGCACGACCCCACGGUGCCGAACAGCCCGUCACCGCUCGCCCGGCCUCGACGACCCGUCCCGCGUGGACACCGAGGAUGAGCGCGGCGAAGGCUGUCUUCGGCGUCGCCGUGCUGCUAUCCUUCGCCGGCUGCAGCCGGGCCAGCACGGACGCCGACGAGCACGACCUGAACGACAGGUUCCUCGACACCCUGAUCAAGACCAAGGACAGCCGGUCGUUCCUCAACGACCUCAUCUACAAGAUACAGCUGCUGCUCAACGACACGGACGAGCCGCAACACACAACCCUCGCCGCGCCCACGAGCCCCAAGAGCGCCGUCACGCGCUGGGCUGCCAAGAGCCGAUUGCCCCAGAUGGCGUUGGGGCCGAUCGGAGAGGUGGUCGACUUGGAUCCCUCGACGGUUGUGAGUAGGCUCAGCAGCAGCAACAGCAACAGCAGCGUGCUGCCUCAGCAGCAGGUUAAACAGAAGCCUCAGCAGCAGUCUCAGAAAAAAACUCUGAAGCAAUCUCUGAAGCAAUCUCAGCAGCAGUCUCAGCUACAGCAGCAGCUGCAGCAGCAGGCGUCGCUGUUCAACGCCUCCUUGGAGUCCCUGCUGGCGUUGCCGCCCAACAUUACGCUGGACGCGCUGCAGAUCUUCAACCAGACGAACUUCAUCACCAACGAGACGGUGGUGGACGUGGCUGCCGAGAGAGAGGCCAAGCGAAACGCUAUCGGCCAGGACGCGAGCCAGCGGGUGGCCACGCUGGGCGUCAUCAUCUGCCUGACCUUCGUGGGCACGGCCACCUGCAUCGUCGUCAUGGCGUUGUACUCGUCCAAGUUCAGCGGCAUCAUACUGCUAAGCAACGGCCGCUGGUGGUGCCCGAUGGUGACCCGCGGCAACGGCGUUGAACGCCAGCUGCUUGUGUAGUCGCGCCUUCCCUCUCCCAUCCUUGUCUAUGACUUGUUUUGAAGUGUCUUGAUUGCUUCUUCUUCUUUUUUUUAUUCGCUCACAGAACAGACGGCAAAUAAAGCCAACGUGUCGUGUACGAAACGACUCGUGCAACGAUGUUGCACGACAAGGCUGAA